GAGUUGCUUACUUAACUAACAUAAUUUUUUCAUCAUCGUUAUAAAAGUAACAUACCAAGAGAAUAAAUAAAUGCUCAAUCAUUAUCAUUGUUUAACUAAGUAGGCACGUAGAAGCAAGUAGCUAGGCCACGCGCUUACUGGUUUACACCGCAAUCAAUCAAGCAUUAAUAUCUUAUAAUUCUCUCCCUUAUAAUAAUGCAUAAGAAUCUCUCUCUCUCUCUCUCUCUCUCGAAAUGCAAGUAAGGGAAGGAAGGACACAUACAAGACGAAGCGAAGCCUCACGUGUGAGUUUCUGUAGCGAAUGUGGUGAUUGAUGCAACUUGUUUUAUACUGUAUUUUUCUGAUUAAUAAGCUCUUUAAAUGGAGGACCCGACCUUCCCUCUUCACAUAUUCCCCCCCUUCCUACGUGUAGCUCACACGCGCAAAAGCCAAGAUCGAGAGAUAUGGCAGCUCUCACUGUUCAACACGAUCCAUUUAUUUACUCCUGCAAAGACUACACUUACAAUAUGGAAGAAGAGAAACCAAACCCUCGAAAUGUUGAAAUUUAUGGAGAAUAUUGGGAGUCUCCGCCUUCUUCAGCCGCUCAGGCCGCCAUCUCUUCCCCGGAGACUUGCGGCUCUCCCACGGGGAAGUGCCGCCGGAAGAGACGGCGCGUGAAGCCCACCAAGAAUAAGGAGGAAAUGGAGAACCAAAGGAUGACUCAUAUCGCCGUCGAGAGGAACCGCCGGAGACAGAUGAACGACUACCUCGCCGUUCUCCGCUCCAUAAUGCCCCCUUCCUAUACGCAAAGGGGUGAUCAGGCAUCAAUAGUUGGGGGCGCAAUAAAUUUUGUGAAGGAACUCGAACAACUCCAACAAUUUCUUGAAGCAAAUAAUCAGCAGCAGCCAAAUGAAAAGCUAUUCUCCAAGUUUUUCACCUUCCCACAAUACUCAACUUGUCCGAGCACCACCACGUCGGCCGCCGUGGACGCGGUGGCGGAGCGGCGGUCGAGCAUAGCCGACAUCGAGGUGAUGAUGGUGGAGAGUCAUGCAAACAUCAAGCUAUCGACAAAGAGGCGGCCGAAGCAGCUACUCAAAUUAGUGGCCGGAUUUCAGUCUAUAGGCCUUACAAUUCUCCAUCUCAACAUCACAACCGUUGAUCAGUCAGUUCUCUACUCUCUCAGUGUAAAGGUGGAGGUUGAAUGUCAGUUUACUACAGUAAAUGAGAUAGCCACAACUGUGCAUGAUAUAGUGGGAAUGAUCCAAGAAGAGUCAAUUUGUAGCUAAGACAACCCCCAACACAACUGCCCGGAGAUAGUAAUCUUGUCCAAAAAUUUAAUUAGUAGGCAAUUAAUCCAACUUGUUAUUGUCAAAUCAUUACCUCCUUUUUCGCAUUUACAAAUUUAGGUAGAACUUACUUUUUAAAUAAUACUUUGUGUAGGAAUAUUUCUGUACUAUAUAUGAUAAAUAUAUAGCUUGUUCUGGAACAUGUUUGAUUAAUUUAAUGUGGAUCUGCCAACUAUAU
Molecule: messenger RNA, 1503 nt
Organism: Salvia miltiorrhiza (redroot sage)
Lineage: Eukaryota; Viridiplantae; Streptophyta; Magnoliopsida; Lamiales; Lamiaceae
Product: transcription factor bHLH94-like
Exons: 3
Coding region: 444-1265 (273 amino acids)
Biological process (GO): regulation of transcription by RNA polymerase II
Molecular function (GO): protein dimerization activity; RNA polymerase II cis-regulatory region sequence-specific DNA binding; DNA-binding transcription factor activity, RNA polymerase II-specific
Source: RefSeq, a predicted model, not a curated record